GCGACCAAGUGAAAAAGUGGAAGAGGAGUCCAGAGGGAGGACGACGUCUCACUUGUCUGGGGAGAUUUCAAGGCAAAUCCAGUAAAGCAAAGUCCCUCAAACAGAAGGUGAAUGGAAGAUGCCACGUUCCUUUCUGGUGAAGAGCAAAAAGGCUCACACCUAUCACCAGCCCCGCUGUGUGGAAGAUGACCUGCCAGUACUCCCCUGGGGCCCAGUCCCCUCUGCCUUCACUGCCACAGGAAACAGGACACCAGAGGACAUCAAGAAACAGGACCUGGGAUGUGUGGUUCCAAAACAAGAAAAGGACCCACCUGAACUGAAAGAAGAGAGUGUUCCUGUCCAGUACCUGAGCAGGAUGCUGCCAGGCCCUUCAGCUCAAGAGAUGGCCAUGCCAGGGCUGCAGAUCAAGGACUGCACUAACAGGAGCACCCCAACCUUCUACAAAGCUGGCUUUUCCUGGGAUGCUUUCCACAUGCCAUACAGCUACCAGCAGAUGUCUUCCAGCAUGCAGUCAGCCCUGCUGGAGCACCCGGUGAGCCUCUAUGGGAGCCACCUCCUGCCCAGCACCGAGCCCCCCCUGGAUUACAGCCUGCAUUAUUCCUCAGACAUGGAGACCUUCCACUGUGUGAAGUGCAACAAGGUGUUCUCCACUCCCCAUGGACUGGAGGUCCAUGUCCGAAGGUCUCACAGCGGGACCCGUCCCUUUGCCUGUGAAGUGUGUGGCAAAACCUUUGGGCACGCUGUGAGCCUGGAGCAGCACACCAACAUCCACUCCCAGGAAAGAAGCUUUGAGUGCAAGAUGUGUGGGAAGACAUUCAAACGUUCCUCCACCCUCUCCACUCACCUGCUGAUCCACUCGGACACGCGGCCCUACCCCUGCCAGUACUGCGGGAAGCGCUUCCACCAGAAGUCAGACAUGAAGAAGCACACCUACAUCCACACAGGGGAGAAGCCCCACAAAUGCCAGGUGUGUGGCAAAGCCUUCAGCCAGAGCUCCAACCUGAUCACCCACAGCCGCAAGCACACGGGCUUCAAACCCUUCAGCUGCGAGCUCUGUGCCAAGGGCUUCCAGCGCAAGGUGGAUCUGCGCAGGCACCGCGAGACCCAGCACAGCCUCAAGUGA
Molecule: messenger RNA, 1123 nt
Organism: Camarhynchus parvulus
Lineage: Eukaryota; Metazoa; Chordata; Aves; Passeriformes; Thraupidae
Gene: GFI1B
Product: growth factor independent 1B transcriptional repressor
Biological process (GO): regulation of transcription by RNA polymerase II
Molecular function (GO): DNA-binding transcription factor activity; RNA polymerase II cis-regulatory region sequence-specific DNA binding
Source: RefSeq, a predicted model, not a curated record